Periophthalmus magnuspinnatus is the source of this 2099-nucleotide messenger RNA. RefSeq names its product alanine aminotransferase 2-like. Gene Ontology annotation, molecular function: pyridoxal phosphate binding; L-alanine:2-oxoglutarate transaminase activity. Bases 287 to 1765 code for a protein of 492 amino acids. The record is from RefSeq and is a predicted model, not a curated record. Gene Ontology annotation, biological process: biosynthetic process. The transcript has 12 exons. Lineage: Eukaryota; Metazoa; Chordata; Actinopteri; Gobiiformes; Gobiidae.
ACGACAGCUACACUGGGCCAUGGUGGAAAGGAGCUGGGCGCCUCAAAACGAAGCGUGGUUACUACUUUGCCUCUUGCGUAAAGACUUGUGAAAGUUCAGCCAAUCGACUUUAGAAGCGGGCGAAGGCGUGGCGCGGGUGAGAAUAUGAAGAAGUAGAAUAUCAAGUAUCAGUCAGAGCUCAGUGCAGCUGUGGAGGAAGGCAACACGCGACUCAGACAACACACAGCAGCUCUGUCUCUCCCCGGACCUUUCUUCUCUGUGACAAGGCGAAGUGAAAGCAGCAAAAAUGUCCCAGCAGCACGCGGUAAACGGGGUCUUGCCCAAAGGUAAAGUGUUGACUCUGGAAACCAUGAACCCAAACGUGAAGAAAGUCGAGUACGCUGUCCGUGGACCCAUCGUGCAGAGAGCGGUGCAGCUGGAGAAGGAGCUCAGAGAGGGUGCCAAAAAGCCUUUCACAGAAGUCAUCAGGGCUAACAUUGGAGAUGCUCACGCGAUGGGUCAGAAGCCAAUUACAUUCUUGAGACAGGUCCUUGCUCUGUGCGCGUAUCCCGACCUCCUGGAAGACAAUAAAUUCCCAGAAGAUGCCAAACAGAGAGCGAGGCGGAUUCUUGCAGCGUGUGGGGGCCAAAGCAUAGGAGCGUACAGUGCCAGCCCGGGCAUCGAGUGCAUACGUCAGGAUGUGUCCCGUUACAUUGAGAAGAGAGAUGGAGGAAUCCCAUCCAACCCUGACAACAUCUACCUCUCCACUGGGGCCAGCGACGCCAUUGUGACCAUCCUGAAGCUGCUGAUUUGUGGGGAGGGUCGCGGACGUACCGGCGUGAUGAUCUCUAUCCCUCAGUACCCGCUUUACUCCGCGGCUCUGGCAGACUUGGGCGCAGUGCAGAUCAAUUAUUACCUGGAUGAAGACAAGUGCUGGAGUCUUGACGUGAACGAACUUAAGAGAGCCAUUAACGAGGCCAGACAGCACUGUAACCCACGCGUCCUCUGCAUCAUUAACCCUGGAAACCCCACAGGUCAAGUACAGAGUAGAGAGUGCAUUGAACAAGUCAUUCGGUUUGCCAAAGAAGAGAACCUUUUCCUUAUGGCCGAUGAGGUCUACCAGGACAAUGUGUACGCAGAUGGUUGCAAAUUCCACUCUUUUAAAAAGGUAUUAUUUGAGAUGGGACCUGAAUACUCGAGUACUGUGGAGUUGGCCUCGUUUCAUUCCACCUCCAAAUGUUACAUGGGCGAGUGCGGGUUUAGGGGAGGAUACAUGGAGGUUAUAAAUAUGGACCCUGAUGUCAAGACCCAGCUCACAAAACUAGUGUCAGUCCGAUUGUGCCCCCCAGUCCCUGGACAGGCUCUUCUGGACCUGGUGGUUAACCCUCCACAGCCCGACGAACCCUCAUACAACACUUUUAUCAAGGAGCGGACAGCGGUGUUAGCAGCCCUAGCAGAAAAAGCCAGAAUGACUGAAGAAAUGUUCAAUACUAUUCCAGGAUUUACCUGUAACCCUGUACAGGGGGCUAUGUACACCUUCCCACGUAUCUCACUACCCGCAAAGGCCAUUGACAAGGCCAAGGAAGAGGGUAAGGUGCCGGACAUGUAUUACUGUAUGAGGCUGUUGGAGGAGGAGGGAAUCUGCCUUGUGCCUGGGAGCGGCUUUGGACAAAGAGACGGAACGUACCACUUCAGGAUGACCAUUCUGCCACCUGCCGAGAAGCUCAAGAUUGUGCUUGAUAAGAUAAAAAACUUUCAUAUUCGGUUCACAGAAGAAUUCUCCUAAUCCAGAGUCCUCCAACCUCAUGUCUGCAGUUUCAAAAUCACACCGGUCAAGUGCCUUCAAAUGACACUGUGGUGUCCCUCUGCCUUCGAUCUAAGUAUUAUGGUUUUCUUAGAACGGUUUCCAAUAAUGACAUUUCCUUCAAGCAUUUGAUGCAUCAAAUGUAAAAGUCACAUUAUGCACAUAUGGAGGUCAUAGAAAACAUUUUUAUUGUAGAUAAGCUGCUGUUUAUACAGCCAAGUGAUGAACAAGAAUGAACUGAGUUCAGUUGACUGUAAGUGCACAGUAAGACUUUAGGAUACCAGUGUUAUGCUAACAUUAAUAAAACUGUUAGAGU